Messenger RNA from Gossypium raimondii (Peruvian cotton), 2626 nucleotides. RefSeq lists its product as uncharacterized. Lineage: Eukaryota; Viridiplantae; Streptophyta; Magnoliopsida; Malvales; Malvaceae. Bases 1002 to 1658 code for a protein of 218 amino acids. The record is from RefSeq and is a predicted model, not a curated record. The transcript is spliced from 2 exons.
UUUUAUUUUAGUAAGGUGAGAUAAAUACAAAAUUUAAGGCUUAUAACAAUUUAUUUUGAUCUAAUGACUAAGAUCAUUUUGGUUCUCAUUUUAAAAGUUCUCAUUAUAGUUGUCACCAAUAAAUAUCACAAAAUGAAAUUUAUAAGUUAUAACUUAAUUAGUUUACAAAUUAACAAUAAACAAGACCAAGAGAUUUUAUGGCAGAGGACGACGACGAUGAAAGUUUGAUCGGGGAUUGACACACUAAAAAAGUUUGUUUUAAGGAUUUGGACUCAGAUAUAGACAAUGCUAUGGCUAUGGGCUCAUUUCCAGCGCUGGAAAUGUCUUGGAUGGAAAAAGUUUUGGGUCAAGGGGCUUCUGGAUCUGGUAACAAUGAGGAUUUUGAGUUUAAAAAAUGAGAUUUCGUGAGGACUACUGUUAAUGGAAUACCUACAAUUAGUUUCUCUGAGAGGGUUCAACAAAUUCUGGUUAGAGAUAUGGUGACCACGGUGGUGGUAAAAUUACCGGGCCGAAACUUAUUGCAUACACUCUUGCAGAAUAUGAUCCAUUCCCUUUGGAAACCCUCCCAACAGUUCCAUCUCAUGGAUGUGGAAAAUGGAUAUUUCCUAGUAAAAUUUCAAAGUUGAGAGGAUUACGAGAAGGUGCUUACCCAAAGGCUGUGGAUUGUGCUCGGUCAGUAUCUCACGGUGCAAUCGUGGACUCCGAAGUUUAACCCCCUCCAGGCUUUCCCCAACAGCAUAAUGGUUUGGGUUCGGUUUCUUGGUUUGCUAGGAUUUCUCUACAAACGUCGAAUCUUGGAGGAAAUCGAGGGCUUGGUAGGUGUUGUAGCUAAGCUUGAUUUAUAGACGGACAAGGGUUCGAGGGGGAAAUUUUCUAGGAUGGCAGUGUAUAUCGAUCUAGGAAAACCUCUGGUCUCUUAAAUCCUGGUUAACGGGGUGGUGCAGAGGAUUGAGUUUGAAUCGUUAUCGUUUGUUUACUUUUCAUGUGGUCGGUUUGGUCACAUGAAAGACCCGUGCCUUGGCAUUGGGUCAACAAAGGAUACUGAUGUGGGUAAGGAGUUGACGGCGAGUGACUCACCGGAAAAAGAUAAGGUGGUGGAGCUGACGGAAUCCUUUGGGACAUGGAUGCUUGUCGAUAGAAAGUCACGGUGCAACUCAAUUGCUCGUCAAAGCCUUGUCACGAGAGUGACUGAGAAUGGAGCUUUGAAUCUGACUGGAACAAAAAUGACCGAGAAUGGCGUGGUGGCGACGAAUUUAUUGGAGGUGAGAUUUCAAAAGGGGGAAAUAUUAAAAGUUAAAGGUCAAGGAAAUAUGCUUAGGGAAAAAAUGAAUGAUGGGUCAGUGGCAAAGGAUUUUAAUGCUUUUAGCGUUUUGAGGCAUGAUAAUUUGGCUGGGCUAGGGACUUGGAAUGGGGUUGAUUGUUUGGUGGAUAUUGGGCCUGGUUUGAGAGACAUUGGCAAACAAAAUGGACCAACGCUUGAUUACCCAAAUUUGGGGAUUGAGGCUUCUGGGAAUUUUAAAAACUCCGUUUCUAUUGGGCUUGACCAACCAGCUCCAAGGGGCGAGGGUUUGGAGUUAUCAAUUAUCUUGGGGAAUUUUAUGGUGUUGCAGGGGGAUGAUACGGAGCUUGUUUCCCAUUCGGAGGUGUCAGCUACUUAGGAAGGACCGACCCUUUAAGGUAUUACUGCCUAUUUAACCCAACUUUUGAUGGUCUGGUAGAGUCGGUCGUGGAACUUAAUAAUGAGGUCAUUGAUCUUAUGAGACACUCAGCUGUUACCUUCAAGGAGAAUGAGGUACCUUAGCAUGGCAAGCCUAAUAGAGUUGUUGAUUUGAUUGGGAGAGGUAAAGGGAUCCUGGUUUCGAAAUAUAGGGGGUCAAGGGUUAAGGGUGGUACUGUUUGAAGUGGUAGUGCUACCAGUAAGAUAAUUUGAGAACGUGGGAGUGUUUUAAGAAUUGUGGUAGUUCGAGGGUUCUGUUGUCAAACAGUAUGAAUUCCAUGGCCAAACUUAUCAGUUCACAAAUUAAUAGUGAGGUUGAGAAGGGGAGUUUGAAUUGCGAUGGGAAAUGUCAUGAAGGUAGUUGUUAGUCAGGAUUUACGGUCAAGACGAGAGCUAAAUAUACUUAUCCGGGCCAAAAUUGAUGCCUAUGUCGCGACAUCAAUAUACUGAUGUCUCAACGUCGAAGAUAGAAGCUAAAAACAAGUUUUGGAGAAAAACUACCCUCGAUGUCAAGACACGACCCUUGUGUCACAACAUACCCUUUGUGGUUGGUUGCAACAUUGCAUGCCUGUAUUGUAACCAAGCCCUUGCGCAGCCCAAAAAAUUCAUGCACAUUUUAAUUACAUUUUUAGGGAAAUUAGGAGUAUCUGUCCUAGUGGAACUCCAAAGGCUUCAAGAAUAUUUUUGGCACUUUAAUAUUCCAAUUUUAGCCUAAGGCCAUUGUAAUAUGUUUAAGCGCACAAUUUGAGGGUUUUGAUUCUUAGGUUUUUUUUUCAUUCUUAGUCUUUACUUAGAUUAUAUUAUGUUCUUAUAAUCGAAAGAUCCUAUUCCAAAGUGAGACUUAUGCGAGUAGAGAUUAUACUGGAGCUAUGCUUUCAUCGAUAAAUCUAUGAGCAUCUAUUUUCUUUA